Messenger RNA from Petromyzon marinus (sea lamprey), 4587 nucleotides. The record is from RefSeq and is a predicted model, not a curated record. NCBI's taxonomy places the organism in Eukaryota, Metazoa, Chordata, Hyperoartia, Petromyzontiformes, Petromyzontidae.
AGGAGGGGGUUUGUGGUGGGGGUUCCUCUCCGUGACCUGUCUGCGCCGUCCAAUCAGAGCGCGUCUCAAUGAAAUUAAUUGCCGAAGGUGGUUCGCGAGGAGCGGCCUCAGUAGCCGCGCCUGCACGCCUCGUGCCAGUCGCACAACGAGGCGCGCCGGCCGGGGCCGCCGCCGCCGCCCCCGCCGCAUCCACGCGACUCAUCGCCAGUGGCAGCAGCAACUUAAAGUUUCACCCAUGCGCGAACGUCUCGGUUGCGUCAACCGGGAGCAACGUCGCUCGCAGUCGCAAGCGACUCGCGUCUGCCGCUGCUCGGAUUCGGGUGAAUGUGGAGAAGCGCUGCAUGGCGAACACUACUAUAUUGAGCGCCUCUCCUCUGGGCGCUUCAAAGCCACCUCUAUACUCGGCCGCGAUAAAGAGGCCACACGGAGGAGGAGGUGGAGGAGGUGGUGGUGGUGUUGGUGGCGGCCUCCACUGGCCCAACGGCACCACGGGUCUGCCUCGUUCGGGCUUCGCGUCCGUGGACGGAGUGAGCCUGGGCUACCUGCUGGUCGGCGGCGCGCAGAUGUUCGCCUUGUCGCAGGUGUUCACCGACCUGCUCAAGAACAUUCCGCGCACCACGGUGCACAAGCGCAUGGACCACCUGAACGUGACGAAGCACUACUGCGACCUGCAGGGCCUGCGCGAGCUCAAGGAGAUGCGCUCCAUCGCCUUCCACGCCGCCAAAUGCACGCUCAUCUCGCGCAGGGACGUCGAGGCGCUCUACCGCUCGUGCCGCUCCGAGCGAGUGCUCAGGACUAAGAGGCGCAGAGUCCAACAGAAGCAGCAGCAGAAGAAGCAGCAACAGCAGCAGCAGCAGCAACAGCAGCAGCACGAGCAGCAGCAGCGGUGGUCGCGACCUCUCCCCGCCGAAGACGCGACCUCAUUCAGCGACUGCAACUCAAACUCCUCGGCGAAGGAGAACCGUCUCGGUGAGGAUGCAGGGGGCGUCUUGCUCGUCCACCACCAGCACCACCACCAGCAGCAGCAGCACCACCACCCGCAGCAGCACAACCACCACCACCACCACCACCCGCAGCAGCACAACCACCACCGCGCUCCCCCGAAGCUCUCCGCGCGGCGCGUUCCCCCGACCGUGGACGCGGCCUGGCCGGGAUGCGGCGGCGGCGGCUUCGACUGGCGGCCUCUGCUGCUCGGCUCCGCGGCUCCAAGUUCCUCCUCCUCCUCCGCCUCCUUCGCAGCGGUGGCGGCCGCGGCGGCGGCGACGUCACCGGCGCGGGGCGCCGUGGCCGUCGUGAACCGCUCCGUCGUGCAGAUGUCGGCAUCUGCGUCGAUGACAACGACGACGACGAUGAUGAUGGUGAUGCCGAGCGCACGCACGAUCACGGCGGCGUCCGCUGGCGCGCCGCUCGGCUACUGCCUGACGGGUUCGUCGCGCAGGGCGGCGGCAGACGAGGUGGUGGUGGAGACGUCCUCCUCGUUCGCGCAUCCGCCGCCGGGCAAAGUUGCGCACGCGCCGAGUCAGCAGCGGCAGCAGAAGAAGAAGCGCCACCGCGCCGAGGAGGUGGACGAGGUGGCAACCUUUGUUCCCGGAUUAACGCGGCAGAGAGGGCAGCCGCUCGCGUGCGCCCCAGCGGCGUGGGGUCACGGCGGGCGGCAGGCGGCGCGAGGCGCGCGCGAUGCGUGCAGCGUCGCAGGGACGGACUCCGACUCCGACGAUGAUGAUGACGAUGAUUACUGUGAUGAUGAUGAUGAUGACGACGACGACGAGGAGGAGGCUGCGGCGGAAGAAAGUUUAGAUGGCGACCGUGUUUACGAUUACAACGAGCCAGGCGAGACGGCAGGAGCGGGGUGCAGGAGGGUGAGACCGGCCAAACGAAAAGGCGACGAUAGCAGCGGCGGCGGCGAUGCUCGUGUUUACCACUACGAUUACAACGAGGCCGACGACGACGAUGAAGAAGACGAUGAUGAUGAUGAUGACGAGGGCGAUGAUGGUGAUGAGGAUGACUCCACGUUCUGCUCCACCUCGGAGGCGACAUCGGCGAGUGACGACGACGAUGAUGAUGAGAACGACAUCGACGCCGCCUCUUCCGACUCGGCCUCGAGUCGGGCCUCGAUGCAGAGCAUCCGAUUCCGGCACCCGGGCCCCGCGGCGCUCGGCGCUGGGAACUCUUACGGCGGGGGCGCGUUUCAGCAACAACAACAACAACAACAGCAGCAGCAGCCCUUGUUUGGGGGUCUCGCUGUGUCCCCCGCGGGGCCCAGGGGAAGCGUGUGGGGGGAGGUAGCGGAGCGCAGCGCCGCUACCGCCGCCCCGAGUUUCCACGCCCUCCUGCGGGGCGACGCGCGGCCCACGGCCCCCCCCCUGCUCCACGUCCCCCCCGCCGCUGGGCGCCCGCGCUGCGGCUUCCUGGCCCGCUCGCUCCGCGGUGGCGAGCGGGCGGAUCUCGAUGGCGUUGCCGACGAACGGAAGAAGGAUUACGGUGGUGGCGGUGUUGUUGGUCGCGUAACCAAGAAGGAUUAUGAUGGUGGUGGUGGUGGUGAUGAGCGGAAGCAUGGUGGCGAUUAUGACGAUCGUAAGAACGGUAACGGUGGCGAUGAGCAUGAUGAGGAGGAGGAAGUUGAUGAGCGGAAGUUACGGAAGAUGUCUCGGAGAGCUGCUGAUGACUGCGGGGGCGCGCGAAUCGCAGUCGCCGUCAAAUCCGCACCGCGUCGGACGCGACUCGAGCAGCAGUGGAACGCGCGCGGGAGGUCGCGGCCGUCCGGCAGCAGAAGAGACGCGGGAAGCUUCCAGCGGUCUUCCUCGUUACCAUCAUCAGUGCCAUCAUCAUCAACAACAACAUCGUCAUCAUCAUCAUCAUCAGUGCCAUCAUCAUCAACAACAACAUCAUCAUCAUCAGUGCCAUCAUCAACAUCAUCAUCAUCAGUGCCAACGUGGACGGCCAUCGCGGAGAUUCGAGUCAACGAGAUGCGAGGCGAGGAGACGGGGCUCGUGGAGGCAGGGGUAGUGAAGGUCGGGCCCGUGGAGGCGGUGCUCGUGAAGCGAUUCGUGAUGAAGAGAGGACUCGGAAAGACCGGAACCAGGAGUGGAGUAGAGAGGAGUGGAGGGGAGAGGAGUGCAGUAGAGAGGAGUGGAGUAGAGAGGAGUGGAGGAAGAGGAGGAGACCGGGUGCAGACGCGAUCGUCGAGGCACAGGGCGGGCCCCGCCGGCCUCGUCUCAGGGAACGCGACCGAUCCGUGCACCGCGGCCUCCUCGCCAGCCACGCGCUCCUCCGGGCCGCCGCCGCCGAGGAAGCGCAAAGCGACGGCGGCCGCGGCGGCCGCGGCGGCCGCGGCGACGGCAGUGGCCACUGCGGCGGCGCUGGGCAAGAGGGCCUUCGACUUGAUGGGGAAUUUCGCGUCCCCGGCGUCGCUGGUGGUGGGCUCCGACGGGGACCUGUGCCCCGCCUACUCCGUGAGCUGCUCUCGGGGCGCCGCCGCUCACGGCCACAGCGGCCACCCCGUGUGGAGGUGGCGCCUUGGGGGGGCUGUGCUGCCUUUGCCCCCCAGCCACAGGUUCAGGCGCUUCGACUCGUGAUGGGGGGAGCCGUGGCGGUCGGCGACUCUCGAGCCAGCGCGCAUCUCUACGUCCAUGGUGCUUUGUUUAUAUAUGUGUGGACGUAUGUGCGUCACGAACUAAUUAAUGGCUACGCGCGUAAUUAUUUGCACGGUGGUCUGGGUGCUCGACUCUCAAUCGCGAAGGUUGCGAGUUUUUUGACGUGAAUCAUCUCGGCGAGCGACGGGGCGGGGGGGGGGGUCGCGUCGCUUGGCCAAUCAUCCCUGCAGGGUCGUGAAAGUGAGCACCACUUUGCAGGAAAGUCGGCAGCGAUCGUCGGGGAGCAUGGGAGAGACUGGCCGCCCGCCAUGCGAAUGUGGAAUUUCCACUUUACUGCUGACCUCUGGGUCACCAACGCUUGAACAGGAAGACACUUUCUCUUCUUCUACGUCGUGUGACUAUUUGAAUAGCACCAGGGCGAGAGGACCGUCGAUGAUGAUGAUGGUGAAGAUGAUGAUGAUAGUGAUGGUGAAGAUGAUGGUGGUGGUGGUUAUGACGGUGCAACACAGAGACUGUUUUUUUUUUCUUUUUGGGUUUUCAUACUGCGGUGUAAAUCAGGGUUGACCUAUGAACUACUGAUCCACGGUGCCUACGUCAUUACAAUUGAUGCCUCGACUGAGUCUGUUCCGUGCCCCACGUUGGCCCGCCGGAGCCGCGACGCUUUCGGGCAGACUCGGGUCAUUGGUGUUGUCGAAUCGAGAACAGCGUGCUUGAUUUUUUUCUUAUUGUAAUAAUGAUUAUUAUCAUGAUAAUAAUCAUGAUGAUGAUUUUUUUACGUAAUUUAUUAAUGCCAAUGACAAUUGUGUUUGGUGUGCUUGCGAUAUUGUUUUCUUUUUUACACUUUAAAAGCGAUUCAAUUGAGCUCCUUGUUAUUUAUUGUUUGUUAUUGUUUCAUUUCGGUGUUUUGAUAGAAGCUACAAUUCUUGACUCUUGUUUUGUUUGUUUUUUCCCCUCUCUGCGCGAUAAAUUUGAAUUAAAGAGAAUGGGUUCUUUU